AAGGAUUUGAUGUAUUCAAUUUAAUGAUAGAAAAUAAGUUUAAAUUCUCGUUUCUUUGACUCUUAAUAUUUAAUAUUUAAUUAUUCUUAAAUAAAUUUUCAAAUGUUGUUUCAUGAAAUAAUGAAAGUUUUAGCUGAGACCGGUUAGCAAACGUUAUCUUUUAGUUGUCACUACAUAUUUGUUUGUGAUUAUAAGUCAAAAGGAUGAUAUAAAUGAUAAUUAAUAUUUUCGAAAAAUAUGAUAAUGCUUUUAAAAGCAAUUAGUUUUUCAAACUAAUGGAAAAUUCAGGAUUCAACUCAAAUUCACUUCCGCCUUCAACGUUGGUUGUUUUCUCUCAAGCUGGAAGUCUUUCAGAUGCUCUGAGGAUGCAUAGACCUUUCAGUUCAGCAUUCACUUCAAGGGUGCAAGAGGCUAAAGACCUUGUCGGUGGUCGCGGCUUCCGCUUGAUCGAGAGUUACCCUGGACUCCCUUCUCACUUCUUGCAACAGCAGCUCUUCGGACCUCCGUUCCCGAGUCCGUUCCCUUCGGCCUUCGCUCCUCCGCCGCUGAAGAGUCUCAAAUUGGAGCAGAUCUUAUCCCCCAUCAGUGUGUCUGUCUCACCUUCUCCAGAAGAAAGUGCCGACGACCCGACUCCAGGCUCUGAAAUUUCUGACGACGGCUCCCACACACUUCGUCAUAAGAAAACUGACCCUUCUUGCUGCCCUGUGUGCGGUCUGUCAGUUAGAGUUGGUGACCUUGAUUCACAUUUUAUCCAAGAACUAGAAAAACUUUAUAAAAUUACUUCUUCUAAUAGAAGUCGGAGGAAUAAGGAAUCAGUUUCUGAUGGAUCUCUAGAGAAUAGAUGGGAGGCCUAUUUAAGAAUAAAAUCUAAUCGACAUUGCCGACUAAGGCUGAAAACUCGCAAGAAAAAACCUGAUGAUGUUAUAUGUCCUAUUUGUAAUGAGAAUGUUUAUGGAAAUAUGCAGCAACUUAAUAACCAUGUUGAAAUAUGUUUAAGAAAGCAUGGUUCUUUUGAUGUGCAAGAUGAAGAAGAAACUGUGGAUGUAGAAGGGGAAGGAGAUUAUGAUGACUACGAAUGGUCAGGGCAGGGGAGAUUACAAGUAUCUCCAGUUGUAUUGGGAAGAUAUGGAGGAGUAUGUGAACGGAGUUUCCAAAAUUCAGAAGUUGAUGAAGAUGAAGGAGUAGGAGAAUUAGUAGUUGAUCGAGAUGAAACUUCUCAUUAUGGACCUAUACAAUAUACCGAUGCUGAUUUAGUUAUUUCACUAGCAGUUGAUAAUAAUGAAGAGAAAGACAAGUCAUUAUUAGAAAGUAAUGCGGUGAAACAGACCAUUGUCCACUUAAAAGAUGGGAAUGCUGUUUCAAAAAAGAAUGAGAAUUCACCUGAAGAUGAAGAACCAAUUAAAAUUGACUCUGUUGAAAAUAAGCAAAUUAUAGAAGCUCUUAAAAGCAGGAUUCGUCAACUUGAAGCAGGACAUUCAUCUGAAAUGAAGUUCAUGUGUCUUAUUUGCAAGGAUCAGUAUGUUAAACCACUUAUAUCAAUUGGAUGUUGGCAUGUAUAUUGUGAGCAGUGUUGGCUCCAUACUUUGGGAGCUAAGAAGUUGUGCCCUCAAUGCAAUAUGAUAACAUCCCCUUCAGACUUACGGAGAAUCUAUCUUUGAUGUAAAUUUUGGAGUUUGAAAAAAUCUUAUAAAUUAAAAAAAAAACACUGUUGUCUUUCUUAAGUUUAAUUCCUUUUUUAAAUUUAAGUUUGAAUAUUGAAAUACAAUAGAUUUAUUUGUUAUUAUCUCCAAAGAAAAUAAUAAUGUAUCUUAUUACUUAUGGAAUUUAUUAAAUCUGGAAAAAAAAUUUAAAUGUUAUAAAAAAUAUACAAUUACUAAAGAAAACAAGAGUUAUAUGUAGUUACUACCUAUUAAAUCUAUUCUUGUCCCACAAAGGUUGAUGCUUAGAUAUUUUUAUAUAAUCUUACAACAGCCUGAAUCGUAUUGUUAUCUUAGAAUACAGACUCAUAAAAUAGUGAGAUAAAUAAUAAAUUUAAAAAAUCAAAUGUGAACUUAUCUGUUACUUAGUAAAUGUUUGUAUAAUUGUCCAAAAU
Molecule: messenger RNA, 2092 nt
Organism: Nezara viridula (southern green stink bug)
Lineage: Eukaryota; Metazoa; Arthropoda; Insecta; Hemiptera; Pentatomidae
Source: the annotation of a GenBank genome assembly